UGAGCUGUCACUGCCAAAGCUUCAUGAGUUGCACUUUUGUUUUCUGAGUGAAUUUAAUUUUCAUCUAAGAAAACACGGAACUUAAAGUUGAGAACCGACUGCGUUUUCAAAUUAAACAGUAUUUAUAUCAGACUAAACUCCAAACAGCUUAUUUUCGUCUCGUAAAAUAUGGAUAGACUACUAAGAUUAGGUGGAGGAAUGCCCGGUUUGAGCCAGGCGCCACCUCCUAACGAUGCCCCCGUUGUGGACACAGCUGAGCAGGUUUAUAUCUCUUCUCUGGCCCUGUUAAAAAUGCUAAAACAUGGAAGGGCUGGUGUACCUAUGGAAGUCAUGGGUCUUAUGUUGGGUGAAUUCGUAGAUGAUUAUACAGUGCGAGUAAUAGAUGUAUUCGCCAUGCCACAAACAGGCACCGGAGUCAGUGUAGAAGCUGUUGAUCCAGUAUUUCAAGCAAAAAUGUUGGAUAUGCUUCGCCAAACUGGUAGACCUGAGAUGGUGGUAGGCUGGUAUCACUCCCAUCCAGGAUUUGGCUGUUGGUUGUCUGGCGUUGAUAUAAAUACUCAGCAGUCCUUUGAAGCCUUAUCUGAGCGAGCAGUGGCUGUUGUAGUAGAUCCAAUUCAGUCAGUCAAGGGAAAAGUUGUGAUUGAUGCAUUUAGGUUAAUCAAUCCGAAUAUGAUGGUUCUUGGACAAGAGCCUAGACAAACAACCUCGAACUUGGGACACCUUCAAAAACCAUCAGUACAAGCUUUGAUUCACGGACUGAAUAGGCAUUAUUACUCCAUCAGUAUAAACUAUAGGAAAAACGAGUUGGAGCAAAAAAUGCUGCUGAAUUUACACAAAAAGUCGUGGAUGGAUGGACUAACACUGGCAGAUUAUUCAGAAAAUUGCAGCACUAAUGAAAAAACCGUUGCUGAUAUGCUUGAACUUGCAAAGAAUUAUAAUAAAGCUCUUGAGGAAGAAGAAAAAAUGACUCCGGAACAAUUAGCAAUAAAAAAUGUGGGCAAACAAGAUCCUAAGAGGCAUCUGGAAGAGAAAGUUGAUGUUCUGAUGACGAACAAUAUUGUACAAUAUCUUGGUGCUAUGCUGGAUACUGUCGUUUUUAAGUAAAUAUUUAUUAUUUUGAAUUUAUAAUUGUUUACUGUUUUCAUUUAUCAUACUUUUUUUUUUAAUACAAAUUUCGAAUCUGUCACGAACAGUUUUGUUCACUGGUUUUUUAAUAAUAACAAUAAAAUAUUGCUAUCUAAAUUUCAUACAUGGAAAUAAUAAAAAAAAAAUAAAUAAAAAUACAUUUUUAUAAACUGUA
This is a messenger RNA of Anthonomus grandis grandis, 1300 nucleotides long. It is a transcript of the gene Rpn11, whose product is annotated as 26S proteasome non-ATPase regulatory subunit 14. The transcript has 5 exons. Gene Ontology annotation, biological process: proteasome-mediated ubiquitin-dependent protein catabolic process; protein deubiquitination. Gene Ontology annotation, molecular function: metallopeptidase activity; protein binding; proteasome binding. NCBI's taxonomy places the organism in Eukaryota, Metazoa, Arthropoda, Insecta, Coleoptera, Curculionidae. The record is from RefSeq and is a predicted model, not a curated record. Gene Ontology annotation, cellular component: proteasome regulatory particle, lid subcomplex. The coding region runs from base 169 to 1104 and encodes 311 amino acids.